AUGGAUUUCUCUGUUGCUCAGUUCACGACUGGCUCCGUUAUUCCGGAUACAAGUUCAUCCCCCUUGCCACUCGUCAAGCAUGACUAUGCAGUUUCGGCUGAACAAUCCCAAUCUACCUCCUAUUCUGACGCUUCGGAUGCGUCAUCAAUUUUUCAUUCGGCCACCUCUUUUGCAGAUACCAAAGGCCCUUAUAACAAUUCCCUUCCAAACUGUGGGCCGGAGGAUUUUUCGCGUACCUGUUUCCCUUACACAGGCCUUGAUUCGACUUCUGAAACUACGUCAACUCCUGAGGGCGUCCAAUUCUUGCCGUUUGAUGGUGUCAGUCAGGCGGACAAGGGACCAGAGAAGGCUGAUCGCAUAUGUACAGACUCUCCUACUCAAGAUGAAACCAGUAACUCAACGCACAACAAUCUAAUUCCUGAUGGCCUGGCAAACGACACCGGGCAAACCGCCUCCUUGUAUCAAACUGGAGAUGCGCCAGCUUAUGGUGGGUACUAUUUUGGUGAUAAUAUUCACUUUACUGCUGAAAGCCGGAGCCGACUCAGAGGAAAUGAGACCUCAGAAGCUAAUUACAGGUACGCCACGCUAACAGAUUUCAAGAACAUGGCUCCUAACGCCCUCGGAGGCCCUCUUGACCCAAGCAUACCUAACUGGACCUCGUGUUCUGAAGCCGUGACUUCGCAUUCUAAUCCUGUUCAUUCCAAUGAGCUUUCCUCUUCCCCACCUCAUAAUUAUCCCGUCGAUCAAGAUCAACUGUUAGAUUGUUCGAACCGAGAUGGGACCAAGGGUUAUGAUGGCUGUGGGGACUCUGAUGAUUUUUCUGCCGCAGAACAGGCGAUUUUCCUGGACCAGGAAUUCAGUGGCACUCCUUAUCUGCCUCCUACCCAGACACACAGUAUGAAUACUCAAUGUAUGGAUUCUCAGAAUUUUCCGAAUCCAGCUUACAAUCAGGGAAAUUUCCCCACCAUAUUCUCGUAUCCCAAUAUGCCUGCUGAAUCGAAAUUUGGUUUUGUCAAUUCUAACCAGAAUCCUCGUCCGGACGUAAACAGUCCAAGCUUUUUGCUAAACGCAGGCGAUCCCAAUAAUCUGAAUAUAUGCUCCAGGAACAUGGGGAUGGUCAGUACACCAGAUUCAUGCGAGCCUCACAAUUGUUCUCCUGAGAAGGAUAUCUACCUCCGUAAGAAUUUCGAUUUUUUGCCUCAGUUUAUGCUGAAUUGCAUCUUACGGGUCACUUAA
Messenger RNA from Dibothriocephalus latus, 1236 nucleotides. Lineage: Eukaryota; Metazoa; Platyhelminthes; Cestoda; Diphyllobothriidea; Diphyllobothriidae. The record is from the annotation of a GenBank genome assembly.